Phascolarctos cinereus (koala) is the source of this 1066-nucleotide messenger RNA. The record is from RefSeq and is a predicted model, not a curated record. Lineage: Eukaryota; Metazoa; Chordata; Mammalia; Diprotodontia; Phascolarctidae.
AUGAUUAUGACACCCCCUCCCUCAAACCUUGGGCCAACUCUGACAGAAUUCUUCUAUUUUGCUGGGGACGAGGGGUGGCGGGUGAAGAUUCUCCCCUCCUCCCACCCUCAAUCCCUCGUUCGCCCUCCUACCCCACUGGCGCGCGCACAACGGGACCCCGGCACGUGGGCGCGCGGGAAGAGGCGGCGGCGGCGGCCAAGGCUGCUGCUGCUACUGCUAUUGCCCAAACCGGCUAGAGCCUUGGCUGCUGCUGCCCUCUCAGUCUCUAGCCGGAACCCAGCAGAGCAUCAAGGGAAACAGGGAUCUGGGAGAGAGCAGAGAAAACCCCGCUCUCCGGCCCCCGCCCUCUUUCCCCGCCUUUCUUUCUCCCUCCCUCCCUUCUUCUCUCCCUCCCUGCUUGCCUGCCUGUCUGCCGGAAAGCACGAUGCAGCGGCGCUCUGGGUAGGCGGCGGCCGGCGGGAGCGGACAGAGGUUUUCCCGCAGCUGUCAAGGCGUCCGGCUGCUCCCUCCGGCUGGGGCCUGGAUUCAGGGGGCGGCCGGAUCGCCAGCCCCCGGCUAGAAGCUGCAGGAGGGCUUGGGAGCCGGAGCCGCAGCCAGAGCCAGAGGAAAAGAGCGUCGGUGCAUCCAGCCGGGUGCUUAAAGUCCAAGGAGAGUUGGUGCUGCUGGGGUCGGUCACCCCAACCCCCCGUCCCUCUUCCCACCCAACUUCAUUCCCAGUCCCUUCCUCCUUCCUCCUCUCCCCUCCUCCUCCCCCCAUGCUGUGGCUUCGCUGACUCGUCCAGUGGAGGGAUGUGCUCCCGGCCGAGCUGCGCGCUCGCCGCCUCUCCCCUCAUGGGAUUGCCUGCACAGAGAGGCUGGAGUUGGAGCGCUUAGCUCCCGCGGAGCAGGGAGAAGAACGGAGGGGAGCAAAAAUUAACAUACAGACAUACACAGAGAGACCCACACAAUCCUUCCGCUGCACUUGCUGCUCGCCCUCCAGUCCCGCGAGGGGGCGGCUCCGGCCGGCGGCCAGACCAAGGGCUGGGAAUGAUGUUGAAUCCAUGCAUCUUAGAGUCUGUAGGAUAUA